Messenger RNA from Mycotypha africana, 366 nucleotides. RefSeq lists its product as uncharacterized. The transcript has a single exon. The annotation marks the transcript as partial. The record is from RefSeq and is a predicted model, not a curated record. Lineage: Eukaryota; Fungi; Mucoromycota; Mucoromycetes; Mucorales; Mycotyphaceae.
CAUUUGUUUCAAAAUUACAUAAGCAAUCAUCAUCGUACGGAAAAUCAAGGCAACGACCAUGGCUUGAUCGGCACAAAACCUGUCGAUUGGUUGACGAAUGCAGCGGUUUUUGCGGGUGCUGAUGCAUUGCUGAACCGUUAUGAUGAAGAACAUGAAAAGAACAAUAUUCAUUUUUGGAGAAAUGCGGGGAUAGCAGGUGCUUUAGCCUUGGGUUAUCAAUAUUGGAAGAACCAUCACGAUCAACAGCAACAGCAGCACCUCACGAGCGAACAAGCACAGCCAGCGCAAGCCUUGACUUACUUCUAUCCACAACAGCAACAACAACAACAACAACAGACUGUAGAACCCAUGAUGAUGAUGCCUUAU